Molecule: messenger RNA, 573 nt
Organism: Penicillium macrosclerotiorum
Lineage: Eukaryota; Fungi; Ascomycota; Eurotiomycetes; Eurotiales; Aspergillaceae
Product: Mpv17/PMP22 family protein
Exons: 3
Coding region: 1-573 (190 amino acids)
Cellular component (GO): cytoplasm; membrane
Source: RefSeq, a predicted model, not a curated record
AUGUCGGUCCCCACUAUCGCCAAGGCCACCCUCCAGGCGGCCGCAAUCAACGCCGGUUCAAAUGUCCUGGCGCAGGCCAUUAAAGCAAAUCGAAGUGGAGUGCCAUUCGAGUUGGACGUUCAGGCGCUUAUGCAGUUCACCACCUGCGCCUUCAUUCUCUCACCUCUCGCUUUCCUUUGGCUCCAAACUUUGGAAGCACUAUUCCCAGGAAAGAAAGCAGCCAACGCUGCGUCAGAGAAAAAGGUGGAAAAUAGCGGCAAAGCAUCGGAUGCGGAAGCGCCAGCCCUCGACAUCACCAACACGAUCAUCAAAGUGGUCAUUGAUCAGUUGAUUGGAGGGGCCUGGAAUGCCGUGGUAUUCAUCACAGCGAUGGGCCUGCUCCGUGGGCAGAGCCUGGGCCUUAUUCGAGACCAGAUCCGACAGGAGUUCUGGCCCAUCAUCACUGCGGGGUUGAAGCUGUGGCCAUUUGUGUCGAUCCUUAAUUUCACGGUUGUGCCCGCUAGCCAGCGACUGCUUGUCGGCAGCCUUUUUGGUGUCCUCUGGGCCGUGUAUCUCAGUUUGAUGGCGGGGUAA